Monomorium pharaonis (pharaoh ant) is the source of this 1345-nucleotide messenger RNA. Its product is annotated as hydrolethalus syndrome protein 1 homolog. The coding region runs from base 159 to 1133 and encodes 324 amino acids. Gene Ontology annotation, cellular component: centriole; non-motile cilium. Gene Ontology annotation, biological process: cilium assembly. The record is from RefSeq and is a predicted model, not a curated record. NCBI's taxonomy places the organism in Eukaryota, Metazoa, Arthropoda, Insecta, Hymenoptera, Formicidae. The transcript has 4 exons.
AUGCGUUGGAGUGAGUAGGAGCAUGUCGGAGCAUGGCGACGCGAACAAACCAUAUAUGUUUUUGCUUUAUGAGUAUUUGAAUAGUAAACGUUAACGUUUCUCUUAAUUUGAAAAAGUAAAGAGUAUUGUCUUUCAAAUUUCCUCAAAUUAAUUUGACUAUGUCAGAAAUUAAAGAUGAUCCACGACAAGUUCUCGUUCUUCUGAAUUCACUAGGAUUUGUCGGCAUAACUGCGAUUCAACUAAAAGGAUUUAUGAAAGAUUUAAAGAUAUACAGAAAGGUAAAAGAACGGGAAAAACAACAACGGAAAGAAGAGAUUAAAACGAAAAUAAUUGGCAAACAACAGACCCUGUUCAAGGAAGAUUAUAAAGAACAUGUUAAUAUAGAUUAUCCUUCGAGUAAUAUUAUUCAUUCUGAAUCUUCAAAUUCCCUUGAUAAUGAGUCAGUAGUAAAAGUUAAAAUAAGAUAUAUUCCUAAAGAGGAGGAUGUACAAAAACAAAAAUGUUCAAAAGCAGCUAUGAUAAAAUCAAAUGAAAAAUUAUCAAAAUAUAACAAGGAAAAUGUUAUUCAAGAAGCUGAAUCUGUUGGAGUUUGUUUUGAACAAAAUUAUUCAAAUAAAUUUUAUCCAGUUAUUAAAGGCUUAGAAAGUGAAAGCAAACAAAAUAUUUCUAAAUAUUUAAUAAAAAAUAGCUGUUUAGUAGAAAGAUGUAAGCAGAAUUUAAUAAUAGAGGAACAGAUAAAACCAAUGACUCUAAAAGAGGAACAUCUAGUAAAUGUGCCUGUUUCUUUGAGUCAUGCAAGUCAAUUGGAAUUAAAGAGAUCCAAAUUAAAUUCAAUUGGAAACAUACGCACACGAAGUACAUUAUCUGCAAGAUCAUCUGUUAAUUCUGGACACAAAUCAUUUAUUCGGCCAUGGAGAUUACAAUCAGAGGUACAGAAAACUGCUAACAAGAAAUGUGAUCCUGUUGCUCUUUACCAAAAGUAUCAACAAGAAUGGAAACAGAUAUCUUUUCCUGGAGAAGCAAAGCACUUAAAAGUGAGAUGGGCUGUGCGAGAAAAAAUGCUUGGUACAGAUCCACAUCCCAUGCCACUUUCUAAGAAGGCAACACAUAUGUCAAUAUUAAAGAGGAAAUGAUGCGUAUGAUGUGAGCAAGUUGUUUUAGCAAAAGGAAAUAUACAUAGCUAUAGAAAAUUAAUUUGGUAAAUAAUAAUAUGACAAUAAUUAAACUAUUUUACUUUAUUAAAUAUAUUUAAGAUUUAAUUUGAAUAUAAUGAAAUGAUACAGAUAAAAUAUGUACAUACACAAAGCAAUGUAAUCUGUAUAUAAACAGUAAAUUUUUAAUGACA